AUGUUUGGUGUUACCACUUACCACACGAAAAAUUUUCCACUUUUCUUCCCUUUUUUCAAAAUUUCCAAACGGAAAAGAGACAAUUUUCUUUUACGACUUAUUACCUAUCCAGUUCGAUCCAAUGCCUGUCCAGUACAAUCCAUUGCCUAUCCAGUACGACCAUUGCCUGUCCAGUACGACCCAUUGCCUAUCCAGUUCGACCCAUUGCCUAUCCAGUUCGACCCACUGCCUAUCCAGUACGACCCAUUCCCUAUCCAGUACGACCCAUUGCCUGUCCAGUACGACCCAUUGCCUAUCCAGUUCGACCCAUUGCCUAUCCAGUUCGACCCACUGCCUAUCCAGUACGACCCAUUGCCUAUCCAGUACGAUCCAUUGCCUAUCCAGUACGACCCAUUGCCUAUCCAGUACGACCCAAUGCCUAUCCAGUACGACCCAAUGCCUGCCUGUCCA
Molecule: messenger RNA, 450 nt
Organism: Paramuricea clavata
Lineage: Eukaryota; Metazoa; Cnidaria; Anthozoa; Malacalcyonacea; Plexauridae
Source: the annotation of a GenBank genome assembly